This is a messenger RNA of Pantherophis guttatus, 3626 nucleotides long. RefSeq names its product mitochondrial amidoxime reducing component 2-like. NCBI's taxonomy places the organism in Eukaryota, Metazoa, Chordata, Lepidosauria, Squamata, Colubridae. Gene Ontology annotation, biological process: nitrate metabolic process. Gene Ontology annotation, molecular function: pyridoxal phosphate binding; molybdenum ion binding; nitrate reductase activity. Gene Ontology annotation, cellular component: mitochondrial inner membrane. The record is from RefSeq and is a predicted model, not a curated record.
CACCCCAUGGUUCUUUUUUCCAGAAUCAAUACAUUUUCAGUUUCCUUAUUCUGCAAAUUUAGUCUCCAAUGACCGUUCUUCAAUGUGUCCAAAGCUUUCUGAAAAGACUGCCUGCCCACAAGUGUAGUGCUGUCUUUAUUUUGCUUUGUUUGCUUGAUUUUGUCUCUGCCUGGAACUGAGAUGACCAUCUGCCUAGAAAGGGGGGUGGUUGCAAGGCCGGUUCUGUCCGGAGUUUCCAAUGGAGGAGAAGAGCCGGGUAGAUAUGAUCAAGGAGAAGCUCUUCUCUUCUUGGGCAAUGAGAAGAAAUGAGACCCUCCUUUUCCGCCUUCCACUGCUAUUACGAAAAGAAGGAAGGCCGACGGCCACCCUGCAAGAGUCACCGACCCAGAACCACUCCCAGCGAGCAGGCCCGUUUCUCCCUCGCAGACGCCCCUAUGGCUGGCUCCGUCGCCCUUUUCCCCUUCUCGGGUCUGCCGCUACCUCCGUUUCUGCUCGCCUGGAUUUGCACCGCCGCCGCUCUCCUCUCAGGGGUCGUGGCGGCCUGGCGUUGGCAGCGGAGCCGUCGAAGCCGUCGCCCGCGGUUGAAACUGGUGGGGACGGUGGCUGAGCUCUUCAUCUACCCGGUCAAAUCCUGCCGGGGGGUGGCUGUGAAGCGAGCCGAGAUGACCUCGCUGGGCCUCGGGAGCGAGAAGCUGCGGGACCGAUUUUGGACUGUGAUAAAAGAAGAUGGACAAAUGGUAUCUGCUAAGAACAUUCCUCGCAUGGUUCUAAUUAGUGUAUCCUGUGAAGAUGACUAUUUAAUCCUGAAUGCCCCAGGAAUGAAGACACUGCGAAUUCCUGUUGAACUCCCACAGACAAAUUCAAUCUGGAAUUGCACACGAUAUGGACUCCAAACUCAAGGCAGGGACUGUGGAGAUGAAGCAGCUGAAUGGAUCAGUACUUUCCUGAAUGUAGAGCCUUAUCGGUUGAUCCAUUAUGAGACAAAUAUGGUGACAAGAAAGCCAGGAGAUUUCUUGCCCGCUUUUCUACCAAAAGAUGAGGUUGCAUAUGCUGAAGCCAGUCCACUCUUGCUGAUUUCUGAAGCUUCCUUGGAUGAUCUAAAUACAAGGUUAGAAAAGAAAGCUUCAAUAACUAUCUUCCGGCCGAAUAUUGUUAUUAAAGGCUGUAGUCCUUAUGAAGAAGAUUCUUGGGUUGAUAUAUUAAUUGGAACUGUUAAGUUGAAAGGAAAAAUGUCAUGUCCAAGGUGCAUUUUCACAGCAGUGGAUCCAGAUACUGGGAUCAUAGGUGAAAAGGAGGCCCUAAAAGCCCUGAAAAGUUAUUGCAAGUGUGAUCCUUCUGAAGAACAUGACUAUAAAUCUAAUCCUCCUUUUGGAUGGCUAUAUGGAGUUGAGGAAACGGGUGUACUUGAAGUUGGGGAUUCUGUGUACAAGAUAAUCUCAUGAUGGGUGGCACCUGUGCAGUGGAGUGUAAUUUCUCUGUAUAUGGAUUCUGUACUCAUUUCUUAAGAUCAUUUUUUUUUCUUCCUUCUUAUUCAGGUACUUAUCCAUUGUAGGCAGUUGCAUGUGGUCACUAAGGGUCAUCACCAGUUUGUUGGCAAAUCAUUACUGUCAUCAUGACUGAGAAUCUACAUCAACACAGCAUCAUUGCAAUUGAAACAAAUUUGAAUGAAGGGCAAACUGAAUGAAUAACAAAUAAGAGUUAGAACAUUUUUCAGUCAGUAUUCUUAAUGCAAUACAGGUGUGGUCGUGUUUUGCUGACUGAAGACUAUUGAGGUGGUGAUAGUGAAAGUAAAACUUUCCAUAUUAGAAUACAGUGCUAUUUUUAGAAACAUGGAUGAAAUGGAUGUAUAUCUAUUUCUGGGAUAUCCUUGGGUUUACUUAUUUCCCAAAAAAGCUAAAUAUAAGGAUAUAAUGAAAGUAUGUGGUAUUUUAUUGUAUAGCCAAGACAAGUGAAAAUCCUUUUCACUGACCAUUUGUAAAAACAAGUAUACAGAUGUUGAGCUGCCUAGAAUUAACAUCAGUAAAUUUGAAAACUCUUUACUAGAGGAAUUUCCAUAAAUCUGAAGUGAUUUAUGUCUGAUUUUUUUAAAAUCUCAAAAACCUGGCAUUUUAACAGGUGUGUGCAGACUUUAUAUACUGUACGUCUAUGUUACUAUGAUUAAACUUGUAGCUAUCCCUGUAAGCCGCCUUGAGUCGCCAUAUGCAAAUAGGCGGCAAUAUAAUUUUUCUAAUACAUAAAUAUGGAAAUUUUACAAACAGUGCUAUUAGAUCAAGCUUUAUUGGAUUUUAUUUUUUUAAAGGUAUAUUUUGUCCCAGAAAGAUUAAAAAAACUAAAGCUAGACAUUGAAAAAUCAUAAAUAAACUGGUUAAUUUCUGUAAAUUAACUACUAAAAAAUAUGGUCAUGGAGAUAUUUCACAUUUACAAAAUCCUUAAGCAAUGCUUCAUGUAUAAUUAUGCAAAGUGAAGAGUACCUUUAUGGAUGCAAUCUAUAUAUAUAUAUAAACGCGAAAACCACUCACGCUGUAAUCACAAAAUCUCCAGAACCAUAAAGCCUACAAACUUGAAAUUUGCCAUUAUGUUCCUCUUGGCUUCUAGGUGCUCACUAAGAAAGGAUUUUUUGAAAUGACCAUCAGAGCAUUAGUAUUUCCUAUAUUGUUGUGGAUUUAAUAAGACCAACACAACUUUUCAGGGUUAGCCAGAGACAUUGUAUAUUGCGCAAUAGGUUCAAAGCUCUGUACAUGAAGUGUUGAACAAAGACAGAAAUUAGCUACAAUGGUUUUUAUACCCUUCUAGACAAAGGAUUCUGUUAACUCAGCAGUUUAUGUGAUCAUAUACAUUUGUCAUAUUUAAUUGACACUUCCUAAUUACUGUUUCAUUUUAUUCUUUGCCAACAGUCAUAAUUCUUCUUGUAAAUUACUGAAGCAUAGAUUCAAAUUAUCUCUUGUUAAUAUUACAUGUGGUCAUACUUGAUCUCUUUAACCUUCAUACUGUAUAUCACCAAAUGUCUCUUAUCUCUGACAACUGAGGGGCCCUUCUCUGAAUGUUUCUACUUCAAAGGAAUUCUCUCCUUUCAACUGGAGAUAAUUGGCUUCCCUCAAACAAGCACAUUUCCUUUCUUACAAAUAAAGAGGGUCCUUCAGUGAUCAUCCAGCUGGAUCCGCUUACCUACCUACAUUAAUAUUAUGAUUAACAUGCCCUGAUGCUAAGGAGUUCUACUCCCCCUCCCCACCUGAAAUCUGUUCCAAAUGCAAAACACAAGCAGAGGACAGGAGUUUUACUUUCAGUUUUACUUUAACAGCAGGAAGCACCUUUAAUACAGAACACUUGAGCUAAGCCAUGGCCAGGCUCCUUCCUGUCUCCUUGCUCUCCCAGCAAAUACUGUUUCACUUUCCAAACAGCCCCCUGAUGCUAACAAGUUCUACUCCCCCUCCCCAUCUGAAAAGAAAUCUGUUGCAAGCUCUGAUACUAAGGAGUUCUUCUCCCACUCCCCACCUGAAAAGUAAUCUGUUUCAAAUGCAAAACACAAGCAGAAGACAGGAGUUUCACUUUCAGUUUUACUUUCACAGCAGCAACCAGGGGAUAGGACAGGGGAGGCUUCUGUGGGGCAAGGCUGAGGGAGAGAAGGU